AUGACGCCUCCCCUUGGUUCUUCCGCCUCAGGUUUUGGUGGUACGGAUGCUACUCGCAGUAUAUCUUCGACUCCAGCGACGUCUUAUGGUUCGAUGGAUGAGUUUCAAGAGUUUCAAGUUUCUUGGAAAGUUUGUACUCACGACGACAAUGACGCUUGGAUCGACUUGAAUGACGAUAGAGGGACUGCUGAAACAGGCUUGAUGACUCUGUACCACAAGACCAAAGACUUAGACAAGCCAAUUGGUUCUCUUGGCAGUGACAAUGACAGCAAUGACGACUUUGCAGAUUCCACGGCACUCAGACAAUCACUUUUGCAACGCGUCCAGAACUUUUCCGUUCCAGUGAAUCCUAACAAGGGAUACCGAGCAACCCAAGUGCGCCUGCUGUCUUUCCAACGUCCCCAUAUGAGAGCCUUUCAUUGUGCUUGGUUGUGUUUCUGGUCCGUUUGGUUGCUCUGGUUCAGUGUCACCCCGCUACUGCCGUAUGUUCAAACGUCGCUCUCCUCUCCUCCCGAUGUUGUCAUUACCAAACAAGAUUUGUGGACGUCGACCAUGUGGAGCAUGACGGGCUCCGUCGUACUACGACUGGUACUGGGGCCGCUCUGUGAUCAGUACGGAGGCAAAAUUGUCCUCACCAGUGUUCUAGGGGUGUGUGCCAUUUUGGGCGGGAGUAUGGGGUUCCUGACACGGCACAGUUUCACCACCUUUACCACCUUACGAGCCUUGGUGGGAUGUGUGGCAGGGACCCUCGUCCCGGCACAGUAUUGGAUCACGACACAGUUUGUACCCGAAAUUUGUGGGACUACCAUGGCACUGGUGGUCGGAUGGGGCGCCACGGGAGGAGCCAUGGCACUUGUGUUCAUGGGAUCCAUUGUCUUCCCAAUCUGCUUGCACUGGCUGGAUGAUAAUGAAGAUUUGGCUUGGAGGGUGGCGUUGCUUGUACCAGCCGUCAUUGCAUUUGUCAUUGCAUGUCUAUCCUAUCGGUAUGCCGAUGAUACACCCUUGGGUAGCAUACCACAAGUACAAAAGGCAGGACUAUUGCAAUCACGGUCUGCCGCUGAUUCCUUUGGAGCAGGAGCCAUCAAUCUCAAUGCGUGGUUGCUCUUUUUCCAAUUUGCCGCGGGGUUGGGCAUUGAAUUGACCACAGAAUCGGGGAUAUCAGCACAUUUGGCCGAACGAUUCGAUCUCUCGCUGGCGCAUGCGUCUUCCUUGGCCAGUCUCUUUGGACUCAUGAACUUUUUUGCAAGAGGACUGGGAGGGUGGAUCUCGGAUCAAAUGCAUCAACGCGACAGUCUACGAGGAAGACUUUCCGUUCAUUGGACACUCAUGGUCUUGGAGGCAGGCAUGAUUUUGGUCUUUUGUUACACGACAACCUUGCCCACCACAUUGCUGGCCAUGAUUUCGUUUGCCAUUCUAGGACAAAUGUCCUUGGGAACGUGCAUGGCCAUUGUGCCAUACAUCGACCCCGCCAACACGGGCACCAUUGGUGGAAUUGUUGGAGCCGGAGGGAACGUGGGAGCUAUCGUCCUAAGCAACGUCUUUCGGAAUGCUUCUUCCGAUCUGGAAGCCUUUCAAGUCAUGGCCGUGUUUUGCAUUGCCAUGUCCUUGUUGACACCCUUGAUUCACAUUCGAGGAUAUCGUGGAAUUUGCCUUGGAACCGAACAAGACGGAAAAGAUGCAAGCAAUCUACAACUUCAUCAUCCGAAAAAACCACUUCAAUCUUCAUUGCUGGUACCACGGAAAGUUACGGCGAUUAUUCACAGUCAAGACGACGAAGAGAGAUGUGAACCAUAA
This is a messenger RNA of Seminavis robusta, 1794 nucleotides long. NCBI's taxonomy places the organism in Eukaryota, Bacillariophyta, Bacillariophyceae, Naviculales, Naviculaceae. The record is from the annotation of a GenBank genome assembly.